GGCAACCAUGAAACAGGCUUGUAGAGAUGAAACGGUAGUUCGCGUGUUUUUUUUUUCUACAAACCAAGAUAUAUAUAUAUAUAUAUAUAUGACCAAUGAAUAAUUCGAUGUCAAAAUAGUCAUGCUUCCUCGAGUAUGGGGAAGCUAUCAUAGUUUUGUCAUCAUAGCCGUCUCAUUUCUUGACAAAGAAAAACGCCAAUGAAAGCGACAUCGAUGAGGUAGGAAAAAAGCGAAUAGCUAUGGCGAGUGAUUUGAAGUUCAGGAACAUCAUUGCCUUCUUUUUCUUCGGCUUUACUCUGGCAAUCCCCAAUGGAUUAUAUCUCGUUGCUACCCAGGACAUACUUAGCGGUAGUUCGAUUCCUUCGACCGUGAUUUUGAUCAUCAUGUCAGUACCUCACAUUCUACUGAAGUUCGUUGCUCCAUGGUUUGUGUACAAAGUCUCGUUUCUCGUGUGGUGGGCAGUGGUCACUGCCCUGUCUUUGGUAUCCAUAGUGUGUGUAACAGCAGACUUGGUAGCAGUUCGAAUGAUCGGUGCUUUUCUGAGCGGGCCUGCGAUGUGCUUGACUUCAGUGGUGACAAUGGCGAUGAUAGCAAAGUACCAGAGUCUGGAUGUCCUGAUGAGCGCGAACCGAACUGGUGUCGGUCUGGGUGAUAUCGUCUCCAGUUUCAUCUACACAGGGUUGACCACAUGGACGUGCAUGUCUCCCCAGAUGGCAAUGGUCAUCAGCCUCCCAUUGUGUUUCGUUCCGCUAUUAUCCCACUGGCUCUUAGAUAAGACACCUCUCCAAGAAGUAGACAGCUAUACCGGAGUACAAUACACCAAGACAGACCACCAAGAGCCGCACGAAGAAAAGCCAACGCCAAUGAUUGACACAAAACACAAAACUUACCGCGUUGUGUCGAUGCUUUGGACCAUCUGUCCUCUCGCGGGGUACUUGUAUCUCAGCAAGAUGUCACGAUACAUUUGCACAAAUGCGCUCUUGACUAGCAUAGCAUUCUCCAACGCACCAUUCCUUCCACGUGAUCAUAAUCAAUACUACAUACUACUGUUUGACUGUGCGCGACUUCUUGGAAGCACAGGGCCCAUUCUUACAUCGCCGGCAGGACCAGAAUGGCAGGAACUCUUUAAGAUUAGGAGAAUUUGGAUCGUCGCUAUACUUGACGUGAUACCAAUUUUCCUUUACCUCCUCACCUCGUGGUUUCGCUUUAUUACAAAUUACCGUAUCAUUUUUGCGGUCUGCUUUGCGCAUGGCAUUAUCAGCGGUAUGCUGGCGGUUUACGCAGUAAUUUACACCGCUGACCAGUUCAUAACAAAGGAGGAGAAAGGUGUUGCGAUGGGUCUGGUGGAGGUCAGUUGUCCUAUGGGUAUUCUGGUUGCCGGGGUUGUUGGCGCGUUUGUAGAGCCACUGCUAAAGAAACAUUGCAUCGAAGAUCUGCAUUUAGGCGUGUACUGCUCAACAAGAUUCGCGUCGUCCGCGCAAUGGACCCAAAAUCUACGAUGUACUCAACAUAGUAAAGGACUGUAACACAAUAUGCACGCACAAUCUACGAUGUACUCAACAUAGUAAAGGACUGUAACAAAUUCGCUGAUUGCCUCGCACACAUGAACGGUAUUAAUUUACUCACUUUGCCUUGUAGCUAUAUUAAACGUACUUAUAAUAACUUUGUAGAAAUCGGCAUUAAACAAGUCAAUCGAGUCAUUUAUUUUA
Nematostella vectensis (starlet sea anemone) is the source of this 1709-nucleotide messenger RNA. RefSeq names its product protein BTN1. Gene Ontology annotation, biological process: regulation of intracellular pH. Gene Ontology annotation, cellular component: membrane; vacuole. The record is from RefSeq and is a predicted model, not a curated record. The transcript is spliced from 2 exons. Lineage: Eukaryota; Metazoa; Cnidaria; Anthozoa; Actiniaria; Edwardsiidae. The coding region runs from base 240 to 1526 and encodes 428 amino acids.